This is a messenger RNA of Wyeomyia smithii (pitcher-plant mosquito), 3032 nucleotides long. RefSeq lists its product as uncharacterized. NCBI's taxonomy places the organism in Eukaryota, Metazoa, Arthropoda, Insecta, Diptera, Culicidae. The transcript is spliced from 2 exons. The coding region runs from base 463 to 2355 and encodes 630 amino acids. The record is from RefSeq and is a predicted model, not a curated record.
CGUGACGCGAUAUCCGCCUUACUGUUUGUGUACAUUUUGCCAUGCUGUAUGCUAACACAAACUAACAAAUCAAAAUGGAAACCAACCUACAUUGAAAGUCGUAACAAUUUUGUUUUCUGGAUAAGGAACAUUACGGACCUUCAGAGUGAAGUUGCUGAUAUGCAUAAAACACAACACGAACAAAGAGGAUUACCACGGAGCCCCUUAGUUGUUGUAGUUGGUCCUCAUUUAACUGAGCUAAAUCACUUUUUUGUAUCGUUAGGUGAUAUCAAUUAUCAGUUACCUACUUUUCUGAAAGCACUGGAUGUUUGUUUCAAGAUAUUCAAAGCAUACGAUUUACCAUUCCCAUGUGAAUCAGCUGGCUUGUGGAAUCUGCUCAGUCAUAUUGUUUAUGAUUUAGAUCCCGAAGAGAAUAGUCGUACCAAAAUAUCAUCUAUCACGCAAUAAGCGCCAGCAACUAACAUGUACCAUUGCCCUAUGUCAGGAUGUGCAUGGGAGUCCGUCUCCUGUGAUCGCUAUGUUCCUCAUCUCAGACGGAUGCACGAUCCAUUUAACGGGUUCAAGUGCAUUCAUAAUUGCGGGCGUCAAAUGACAUCACUACAGAGCCUACAAAAACAUAUGAAAUGUUGUCCAAAAAAUAAAGAGAUGCGAAAUUCAACACGGUCAAUUGAAAUUAUAAACCAGACAGUGUCUUUUUCAAGAAACGCAAAUAAAUCAGCGUAUAAUUCAAACAAUAGUUUCUGCGAUCCGACCAACUCGAGAGAAAACGAUAAUCUAGAUUCAAAAAUGUCAGAAUCAAAUUCCAAAAAUAUUAUUACCAGUAAAAACUUGAAUAAUUCAGUUCUAAAGUUGACAACGGAAUGGUUGAGUGAUAGCACGUUGCCAAGAAAAGUUGCUUUCAAGAUGAGCAGAGAUAUUAAAUUAAAUAUAAUCCAGCCACUCAAUGAUCUGAUCAACUUAGCGCAUUCCACUCUUCUAAUGUCAAAGGAAUGUAAAGAAUUACUCAUCAGUAUACUGCAAACAUACGAUUGUCCUACCGAAUACAGCUUCAGAAAGGAGCUUAAGAGACGAGAACUUUUUGAGGAUCCAAUAUUUUUUACAAUAAACGAUGGUUCUUUUUCUGAGAAUGUGCUAUCGAACACAUCAGCGGGUACAGAUCGUAUUGAAGGUGUAUUGAUGCCUGUGAAAUUUAUGCUAAAGAAGUAUAUGCAGGCUGAUGGCGUAAUGAACCAGAUCUUAGCCAGUCUAAAAUUAUCCAGCAACGGUAUCAUUCGGUCAUUAAUCGGUGGUUCGAUAUGGCAAGAAAGAACGGCUUGUAUGUGUGAUAAAAUUGUAGUUCCAAUCAAUAUUUACUUUGAUGAUUUUUGCACCGGUGACACUGCAUCCUGUCAUUCAAGAUCUACUUCGAUAUGUGCAAUAUAUCUUAGUGUUCCGUGUCUACCUGGCUAUUUACUCGCUAGAUUAAGUAACAUUCUGAUUGUAGGUUUCAUCAGAAGCCAAGAUAGAAAAAGAUCCAGCAAUGAUAUAACUCUUUGUACAUUAGUAGAACUGCUGAUAGAAUUGGAACAAGAGGGUAUUGAAAUAAAUCACAACGGAACUGUCAUGAGAGUAUUUUUUGUUCUUGGUUUUGUUCUAGGUGACAAUCUAGGUAUGAACGGAAUUUUAGACUACGUUGAGAGCUUUAGGGCAAACUUCUUUUGCAGAGUUUGUAAAAGGAUGCGCGUACAAACCGAAACUGAUGUAAUAGAGUAUCCCACAUGUUUUCGAAAUAUUCCUAGUUAUGAUAGAGAUGUUCAGCUUGAUAUUAUAUCGAAAACUGGAAUCAAAGGCCCUAGUAUAUUGAACCGUAUUCCUUCAUACCAUGUAACACAUAAUUUUGUCUUUGACAUCAUGCACGACCUCCUUGAAGGAGUGUGCGUGUAUGAUAUUCAACACAUACUUCAUUAUAUUAUCUAUGAAAAAUGUUAUAUAAGUCUUAGUGAGUUCAAUGCCAGGAAAAACUUUUAUGGUGAUCAAAACUCUGGAAACCUUGUUCACGACAUUCAGGAGCGCAACGUUAAAAUAAAAAACAUUAAGUGUACUGCUAGUGAAAUGAAAACAUUGGUUACAUUCUUACCGUUGAUUUUAGGACCGUUAGUUCCGCAAACUGAUGAAGUGUGGCAAAUUACAUGUGCUUUAGUGAAAAUCGUACACAUAUGUUUAUUAAGAGAAAUAACAUUUGAUCUAAUAAAUGAACUAAGAUCAUUAAUUACAUUCCAUCAUAACCUGUACAUAAAACUAUUUCGCGAUUGCGAUUGCGAUGCGUUUCGAAGCAAAACACAAAGAAACGAAGCAAUAUUGUCAAGUGAACAGUAAUCGAAUGAAUAUAUGCAAAUCAAUUGCUCUUAAAGCAAGUUAUACAUUUUCCAACCAUAUAUUAAAUAAUAAUCUCUUUUCUCCACUAGUUUCAUACGAUCCCAAUCAGUUCGAAAUAAAUAAAUUCGAAGAAAAGUAUGCACUUUAUAUAAAUACUGAACUAUGCAACAUUGAUGGAAACCAAGUUAAAUUUAUAAAAGAGUUCAACAAACAGGGUUACAACUAUAAAAGGAAUUCUUCUUUCUUUUUUGAAACCAUAGGAGUUAUUAACUUCUAUAAAAUAAUUGAAAUAUUUUUAUAUAAAAAAGACGAGUUACUAUUGGCUGAAAGGUUUAAAGCCAAGAAGUUUGACACACAUCUCCAAUCAUAUGAAAUGGAUGAAGCGACAACGGUUACAGUAUUAUGUAAUAUAGAGAAGCAUAAAUCUAAUGUAGCAAACUUAAACGUUUUGCACAACAGAUCAAACAUUACGAAAUAUUUACGUAUGUGCAAUUAUUACAAUGUCAAUAUAGAUAUAGAAGAUGUAAUGAUCAGGAUAUGAAUAAAUAUUUUCUCAUUAAGAGCUAUCAGUGUAAUGAAAAAACAAUGCGAUUACCUGACCAAAACAAUCGCUGCAACAAGCCGUUGCAGUUAUUAUUUUGGUUAGAAUUGCACGAUGACAAUUUUUAAUAAGAAAA